UGGUAAGAACAUGAAACAAAGCAUCGACACAUUGACUGCAUAAAUAUCGGGCGCAACACGUGAAUAAUACUUAAAUUGAACAAAAGCGCGAUGAAAGAGUUUUGUAGAAAAAUUGAGCAAUUGCUACGACACGGUUGACAUUAAUGCAUUACGAUAUUUAAGCAACCUCGCCGAGAAAGACAUCAGCGUAUCUUAAGAUAAGCUAUAGACCUCGGUCGACGACAGGAACUCGUCAGAAUGCGAGCCAAUAUAAUUAUUCUAACUUGUUUAUGUUUGUUGCCGGUAGUAUUUGGCAAUAACGAAAAAAACGAGACAACAUUUGUACCGACCCGUGAAUGGCAAACCGUAAAAAAAGGUACACCUAUUCCCAAAGGAUUACACGUACGGCAUAGUCUUCAAACUGGAGUAACAGAGGCAAAAUUAAUGGACAAAGAAGAUGCAGAAGAAAAAGAUUCUGACGAGAAUUCUAAUCAUUCGCGUUCAAAUUCGUUAACAUUGCAUCCUGAUAAAGCAAUUAUAGAAGAUCAUGAUUCUUCCGUGACUGCGGAUAAAUCUGAUCUGUUCGAUGAUCCGAUAGAAGAAUUAAAAGCCAGGUUAAAGAAGAUCAAAGAAGAUGAUGGUGAACUAAACGAUAAGCACACCCAGAGAGUAAAGCAAAAUUUCAGAGUUUACGAAACUUUGAUAAAAGAGCUUAAAGUAAAUGUUACGGCGAGCUGGGAAUUACUAGAUCACUAUUUCCAGAAAUUUCAAACUCAUAGGAAUGCAGUUACUACAGGAACUUUAACAGUUUUGGAAGUAGAGGAGGUUUUAGAUAGUCUGUACAAUUUGGAAUAUCUGCUUCAUCAUAUUGUAAGCGCUAAAGUGUUCGCCGAUAUGCAAGGUAUGGGCAAAGUCAUAUCACCUUGCCUCAAUGGAACAAACACCGAAAUUAAGGUUGAAGCAUUGAAGCUGUUGGGUGCAGCUGUUCAGUCCAAUCCCAAAGCCCAAUUGAAAGCGUUGGAGAAUGAUUUUGUCGAGAAGCUUUUGCACAUAUUGUCGACGAACGCUAAACUGGAAGUAAAGUCAAAGUGUCUGUUUGCUUUGAGUGCCUUAAUAAGACAAUUCCCGACGGCGCAAAAAGUUUGGAUCGAUCACGGCGGAGUGGAGAUAUUUGGGAAGAUUUUAGCAGACGAUCAAUUGCAGGUGCAAAUGAGAGUCAUGAAGCUAAUCAGCGAUUUGAUUAUCGAGAGACAAAACUUACAAGACGACCCUGACCCUGAACAGGCGCAACAGAGAACCAAAGCGUAUGCAGCCGCCGACGUCGAACAAAAAUUAUUAAAGAACGGCUACUGUAUGCAUUUAAGCAACCUAAUGACAAGAAGCUUCAAGGACGCGCUUCACAAUCAGUUUCAAACCGAGAAUUACGAAUUCGUUGAAACUAUCAUCGAAAGCAUGAUCAUUGUAGUUCCUGUCUGUAAACAACAAUUUAAAGAGAACAAAGAUACAUUGCUUCCUAUUAUACAACAUUUAUUGAACUUCUAUCAAAACUCGGAUCUUACCAUAGAACAAGAUGAAAAUGAUAUUUUGAAAUAUCUCACCCUAUUGAUCGAAAAGUUACAAACGACUGUAUCUGAGAUUGUUCACGACGAAUUGUAGAAUACGCGAGGAAAAUACUACGGUAAUUUAUGUUGCAAAAUAACAAUUGUACAGUCUUUUGGCAUAAUGGAACAUCUCCUCGCAUGGAUACGUUGAAUUAUCCAUUGUUGAUAUUGCAUGAAAAUUGUUAUCGAAUCUACAGUUAAUAAGGAAUAUUGUUAUUCUUUGAGCGAGUAAUGAAAUGCAACGUUACGUCAUUAAUUUUUACGGAAACAGUACAUAGUCACUUGUAAAUAGAUUAUUACCAAGUAUGGAUCGAUGUCUAAAUGAAUGAAUGUAUAAAUGUAUUAUAAAACGAGUACAUGCGAAUUAAAGUGUCAUUUGUGUAAUGUCUGUACAUAUAGCGUGUAAGGCAUUUAAGUUACCUUGUCCGUAAUUAUGUAGCGAAUAAUUGUUAUGUUUCCCGUGUUCCGAGAUGUGAUUGUUUAAUAAAUUAUUUUGUACCGUUCGUACUUCUUUUUUUUUUUUUAUUCCGUAGAAAAA
Molecule: messenger RNA, 2118 nt
Organism: Colletes gigas
Lineage: Eukaryota; Metazoa; Arthropoda; Insecta; Hymenoptera; Colletidae
Gene: Sil1
Product: nucleotide exchange factor Sil1
Exons: 2
Coding region: 238-1635 (465 amino acids)
Source: RefSeq, a predicted model, not a curated record